UGGCAGCCUUUCCAUCUCCUCAUCUGCACUCGUCUGUCUGCAGACCGUAGAAACAGGACUUGAUGGGUCGUCCUUGUGAGGCAGCUCCGCUUCCUGUUCCCCUUUAAGACAACCUCUGACAUCUGAACUCCUCCGAUGUCGCUCGACUUCCUGCUUUGAUCUCAGUCCAACUCAGCUGGAGAACAGAUUUCGGGGGCUGGUCAUGGUGUCCGGUGAGAAGGUGUGGGACCCCCUCCAUGCGGGCCUCCUUCAGUCACGUCUGAGUGAACAGCACCUGGCCGCCGGGCACACUCCCCUCUGUAACCUGCCACACAUCGCAGCUAAGGACUCCACGCGCCACCGGAGUCAGCGGUUGUCACCCCUGUCUUCCCUGCCACAGACAGUAGUGGCUCUAGACACCCUUCCCUCAGUUCAGGCCUCCUCUGGCCGACUAUCACCGUUCCACCUGUCGGACAAUCUCUGCCCCACCCGCUGCGGCUCCAGCGGGAUCGGAGGACUACACGAGCCAAGCCGUUGUCUUGGAGUGGCCUCUCAGCCUGAAUCAGAGGAGGAGGAAGGGGAGGCUGAGCAGCUGGAGAUGAAGGGUAAAAGGCACGGAGGCCGGGGAGAGGCCACAAUGGAGGACAGGCUGGAGGACAUGGCUGACGGGCCCAAGACUGCUAAAAUUACCCUAAGCUUUCCACUUAGUGCCGCCCCCUUGCCUCCCUCUCUGACCUCUCCAAACCACUGUCGCAGCUCGUCCUCAUCCUCCCCUUCCCCCCACAGUCGACGGCCAUCCACCAAGGGCUCAGACGAGGGGUCGCUGUGGAAACUGGACGCUACCAUGGACGUAAAGCACAGACCUUUUAAGCCCCCCAGGCACGACAGCUCUCCGUCCUCCUCACCCGCCUCCUCCUCAUCUCCCAUGACUGUUAAUGCACUUAUCAGAAAGGAUAUAAAAUCCCCCCCUCCUCUUAAGUGCUCUAAACUCAAUCAAGAGACUCAGUUCAACAGGUUCCCCCCAAGGUCGUCCAGCGGGUCUGUAGGGGGCUGUUAUGGAGGAGAUGGGUGGGAUGAGAGACACAGAGGGACCAACGGUACAGCCUCGCCCUCUCCGACCGCUCAGAUCCUCUUCAGCCUCGGCACUUCAGCUUAUCAGAGCCAGCGCAGUGGGGACACAGAGAGGAAAGAGAAAAUUACAGGAAGACCAGGUGGCAAGGUGGGAAGCCCUCAUGGACCAAACCUUCAUCCCCCUACUCUCCACCUUCCUCCCCCACUACCACCUCCUCCUCCUCCCCCUUCUGAGGCUGUCACUGCUCCUCCCCACCCGUCCUCCUUCUCCCCCACUGACAGUCUGAAGCCUGAGCUGAUCUGUGGCGUGUGCCACCGGCUCUUCAGCUCAGCCUCCUCACUGACAGUCCACAUGCGGCUACAUCGCGGCAGCCGGGCCCUCAGCUGCCGUUAUUGUGGCAAAGCCUUCAUCCACAGCAAGAGACUGCAGUCCCACGAGGCCUCCUGCAGGACAUCGAGCCUAACCUCCAACAGCCUGGGCCCUCCCUCACUUACUGUCCAGCCAAAGGAGGAGCCGCUGGAGGAGGGUGAGGUAAGAGUGGAGGGGGGAGUGAUUGUGGGAACUGAAGGAGCUACGGAAAACAGUAAGGCACGGCCAGGGAAGAAAGCACGGAGCCUCUUGGCACGUAUCCAAGGCGAUGAUACAGCAACCACUGAGCUGCUGGGGGGUGAUGAGAGCCAUUUUGUGAAGGUGGUAGAUGGCAAUGUCAUUUACUUUUGCUCUGUGUGUGAGCGGUCCUACAUGACUCUAUCCAGCCUCAAGCGUCACUCCAAUGUGCACUCAUGGCGGCGGAAAUACCCGUGUCAUUUUUGUGACAAGGUUUUUGCCCUUGCUGAAUACCGCACAAAGCAUGAGGUGUGGCACACAGGGGAGAGGCGGUAUCAGUGCAUCUUCUGCUGGGAUGCCUUCGCCACCUACUACAAUCUCAAAACACACCAGAAGACCAUCCAUGGCAUUAAUCCCAGCCUCAUUUCCAGCGAAAAGACCGCCAACGGUGGCUACAAACAGAAAGUUAAUGCCCUCAAGCUCUAUCGUCUUCUCCCCAUGCGUUCCCAGAAAAGACCCUACAAGACCUACAGCGAUGGUUUGUCCAAUGGCCUGCUUCUGCCACCAACCGACCCACCAUCCCUCCCCUUACCCCUGGGUUUGGACUGUGCUCUGGGUCCUGGGAACCUCCAAAGCCUCAUCAGUGGAGCCCACCCUCAAAGUGUGAAGCCUGACCCAGAUGCCUUCCCUGAUGGCUUCCCUGUUUCUAUGGCUAUGGACCACAGGGACCUCUCCACACUAGCGCCCCUCCCCCAAACAGAUAUGCCCCAAGUGAGAAAACAUGACAGUGAGACCCUAGAGGCAGAGCAGGGUAGAGGCAGUGGCAGCUUCAAACUAUCGAGUAGCAGCAAAACCAAAACUCCCAAGACUGGCAGAAGCACAGAAACAAGCCUAUCUUCUGUAAUAACGUAUGGCCAUACGAAACCCUCCGUCAUAGUUCAUGGAACAGCAGUGUCAUCCUCCGUCAUUGUCCAUAGCAACCAGGUCACCUCUGGGAAUGGCAAAAGUCCACUGAACAGCCCCUCCCCUGAAACCAGCGACAGUCAGACAUCCCACAAGUCCAGUCCCAGGUCAAUAACAAAGCAAAGAGAGAAUGCAGAAAGUCAUAGAAAGAGGUCCAGAGAUAGUUCAGACACCACGGAAGAUGGCUCGAGAGGCAGACAGGAUGCAGACACAGGCAGAUCUUAUCACAAGUCACGCAAGUCCCACGGCAAGAAUGACAUCUCUAACACAAAGCAAUUGUCACUGUCUGGGGGGUCACAGGUCAAAGGGGGAGGGCCACUGUGCCAGAUUACUGUACGUAUUGGUGAGGAGGCCAUUGUGAAACGCAGCAUCUCUGAGACAGACCUCAGGAGAGACAAGAGCCACUCUCCUCCAAAAACCAAGCGGACUGAAACGUCAUCUCUGAGGGAUGCCAAGGAGCCCCGCCACUCUCACUCCCACCAUCAUCACCACAAACACCGUGUUCACCGUACAGCCAGCCUGGGAGCUGAGAUUGACAGAAAAGGUGAAGGCUGUGAGGAGGAAAUAAGGAAAAAGAUUUCCAAAUCUCCUGAAGAGGUGAGGGAGUACUACUUCCGCCAAGAGGUGCGUGAGCAAGGGGAGAGUGACCACGACAUGGAGGACAAUUUAUGGCGGCCUUACUAUUCCUACAAGCCCAAGAGAAAGGCCCAAGCACAUCUCCAAAGGGCAAGGAACUGGCAGCGGAAGCUGAAGUAUAAACGUUCCCUUCGGCUGAUGAGGAGGGCAGAGAGGCUUAAGAACCACGUGAACAAGGAGACAGAAUCACCACAAGAUGAGGAGGAGGAGGAUGGAAAGAUGGAGGAGGUGGGCGGGAAAAAGGUGGAUGGUGGUAAGGAGGAGGUAGCGGAGGCUAAAAAAAUGUCAACACACAGCACAGAGAAGGAAGAGAGGAAAAUCAACGAUUAUCCCUCUGUCCCUUCAAAAGGGAAAAACAAAAAAUCAGAAGAAAAGGUUGAGGAGGCUCGCCCUGAGGUCCCUACCCCUCCUCUGCAUUCUCCAAAGCCUCCUCUGCCUACCUCAGGGGCUCAUAUGGGAAUAAAGAGGCGGCCUUGGACGAAUGGGAAUGCAGCAGAGUGUGGUACAUGUGGCCGCUGGUUCUCCAGCCCCAGGAAGCGAGACAAACAUGAGCUGAGCCAUCUGCUGGAGUUUGUCUGUCUCUUCUGCCGUGCCACUUUCCCCUCAAGGGACAAAUUGGAGGAUCACCAGAAAGCCCAGCAUCCCAAGCCCACUGAGGCUCCUUCUGUGCCACCUAAAGUUGGACUUAACGAACGAGGUGAAGGCAUUGGGGUUAGAGCAGUAUCCGAGAUGGCAAAGUAUGAGGAGGAAAAAGAGGGAGGUGCACUAGUGAGGAGGAGUUCUAGUCCAAGUCGCCUAAGCAGGAGAGCGUUAGCGCGACACACCUGUCCACAGUGUCAUAAGGUGUGCAAAACAUCUUCGGCGCUAACCCGUCACAUCCGACGCCACGAGUUAAGCAGUUCCCCUGAGAGAGAGAAGGAGGAGGACAGAGACUCAGAGCCAAAAGCAGCAGAGACAAUUGUUAACACUGUUAGUAGAGAUCUAGAGACUGAAAAAGGACAGGUUCCCACUGCUUUGUCUGUUUCGGUUAUCAGCUAUUCAACCCCGGACCCACCCAGUAGCGGUGACUGUUUAGCAUCACAGCAGCAAGAAAGCCAUCUCAGCAAACUGAAAGACGAACAGCAGAUAUCAGAAUCUUUUGACAAACCUGAACUGACAGAACUCAAACCUCCAGCUCGUGAGAGAGAACCUAGUCCACAAAUUAUAAACCCUCCUUCAGACAGUGCGGUUAACAUUACACCCACCAAACCCGGAUUCACGCCUUCAACGCCUGUCACACCAUCUACUCUUCAGAGUGUGCUGGUCAUGAACGGAUCUGAAUGUCUGGACUACCGCACCCCUAGAAAGAAGAACCUAGAGAGCCAGAUACACAGAAUGCCCAGCCCUAUGCACGUCAUGGCACCCACCAACACCUCUCCGAACGUGCCCAUGUCCACACAGACCAGAAUAACCACUGCUGCUCCUCCUGUUUCCAUGACAACAGCUCCCAGCUCUGAGGUGGGAUUCAUGAAACGGGAAGGGGUCAUUAUGGAUAGAGAGAGGCAGGGUGGGAAUGGUAUGUUUCUACAUGCAGGUUAUGAGGAGCCACCUUUGGUCCAAGAUCUUAGAGUCCAGCCGUUGUCCCGGAGCCCCUCUCCCAACGAAGCACAAGACCUGACCAUGUCCUCCAUACUAGCCAGAGAAAGGGAGAUGGAGAGGCAAAAAGAGAAAGAGAGGGAGAUAGAGAGACAAAGGGAAAGGGAAAGGGAGAGAGAGAGAGAAAUGGAGAAAGAGAGAGAAAUGGAGACAGAGAGGGCCCAGCAAAUGAGUGGAGCUGCCCACCCCCUAGAGGAGAGAGUCGCUCUCUUGGUCCCUAAAGAGGAGCCCAUAAGCCCUGCACCAUCCCCCCAGCACAUCCCCCCUCAAACCACUGUAAAUGGACCUUCCUCACCCAGGCACACUCCCAAGUCCCCCUCCCGGUCCCCCACAGCUAUUGGACUCUUAGCUCAAGUUGGCCGCCAGGCUCACCACACCUCACAAGGCCUCGACAGACUCACGCUGCCCACUGGAGCAGCUGGUUCUGGUGACCGCCCCUCUGCCCAUGCCCUUCUUCUCCCCCGAGCCCCGCCACCACCUGAGCCUGAGCACCAGGACACCACAUCUUCCAGAGACUCCCAACAGGCGGAGGUCACCUCAGUGGGAUACCCUGUCCAGGAUUUCCCCUUACCCCUUAUCGUGCCAGGCGGCUACCGCUCCGGGAAGAAACAGGAGGAGAACCUGCUCAUGUCCUCCUAUCCUACUGGAGCGCUUCCCUUUGGACCACUGGGGAAGGUGAUGGUCCCGAACGGUGGGGAUCUGGCAAAGCUGCCCUUCUACCCCGACCCUUACCAGCUGCUCUACGGGCCCCAGCUGCUGGCCUACCCCUAUAACCUGGCUGCUCUUCCUGUGGCUCUGAACAUGAUGGCUCCUGGGGGGGACAAGGUGGAACCACUGCCUUUCCUUCCUGCCAUCUUCAACUACGCCGCCACUGCUGGGCCCUACAUGGGCGCAGCACCUCACCCCCUUGUGGCCAAUCCCAGUCUCUUCAGCAGCGGCAGUGGCACUGGCAAGAAGCAAAGGGACAGCAGCAACAGCAAACCGUAGGACACAAAAGCACUAUAACUAAGGAAUAUAUUUCAGAGAGGAUGGCCUGGCCUGUUGAGGAUGGGGGGUGGGGGAGAGGGGGUGCGUGCUCGCUGGGUUACUGAGUACAUUUGCACAGUACCCCUGCCUCUCUUUUGUUCAGUAGAGACCAGAGCUAGGCAUGAAAUCAGGAGUAGGGGUGAAGGGAGGAGAAGGAGCAAAGAAAAGGGGAGGAGAGGCAGAUAUUUCAAUGACGUAUCAUCACUCCCCUCUCUUCCUCCUGUUCACCUUUCUCCGUGUUUCUCCUGUCUUGCUGUAGUGUGUUGUAGUUCUAGAGCUUGAUUAAUCUUCCUCUCUGACUCAUUAUGAUAUUAUCUAUAAUAUAAGAAUAAGAACUGCUAACAGGGUGUGUGUUGUGUGAAAAAUUAGUUCAGUCUGCUUCCCUUUAUAGUGACCGCAUAAUGAGGAUAAAUGCUCUUCUUGGAAGGCUUGUGUGGGCAAGGAUAAGGGAUGAGACAGAAGAGUCCUUACUCAACACAGUUGGAGGUAGAGCAUCAAACAACACAAACCUUGUGUAAGGGUGUGAAUGUGUGUGUGUGUGUGUGUUUGUAUGGGUGUGACUGAGUGAGAAUACUGAAGUGUUCUGUUGUCAAACUGUCCGUGAAAGUUAUAUAUGAGCAUGUACAUGCACAGUAUGUAAGGAUUUGUGCAUGCCGAAGUGGGCUUAUGCAGGUAUCAGUGUGUAUGGGCGAGUAUGUAUGUCAUUCUGUGCGUGCGUGCGUGUGUGUGCGCGUGUGUGUGCGUGUGUGUGUGAUGGACUAUGUGCAUGAAUGGCUAGAGUACGCCACCUAAGCGCUGAUCAUUCCAUGUGGUUCUGAGGCGCACAGAGCAUUCCUACUCUAGUUGGACUAAGCUACUGUAGGUCAGUGCGUAGAAGUGCAUUUAGAAGUGAUUCCUCAUAUCUAAAUCAGUAAGAAGUCAAUGCUAUGGCUGGACGUGAGUUUAUGACAAUGACAGAUCAUCUGAGCUUCUAAUGUCUCAAUUAAGCCGGUGACCUUGUGGCCAGAUGGUACUCUGUAGGAUCUGCAUAGCGUUCACUGUAGUUUUUACCUUAUGUGCACAAUAGAAAAGUAGUGGUCACUUAAAGGGGAUAAUGUCGACACUUGUAGCUGCUUUGGAUAUGUAGCUGGCCACUGGGUAAGACUCUUAGGCUCGUAGACCAUUGCACUUCUGGUUUUCAUCUCAUUUCCUUCACUUUAAAAAAAAAAAAAAGAAAAGAAUAAAAAUCAGUCCACCUUCAUCUUCAA
This is a messenger RNA of Myripristis murdjan (pinecone soldierfish), 7104 nucleotides long. It is a transcript of the gene zbtb4, whose product is annotated as zinc finger and BTB domain containing 4. NCBI's taxonomy places the organism in Eukaryota, Metazoa, Chordata, Actinopteri, Holocentriformes, Holocentridae. The transcript has 2 exons. Gene Ontology annotation, cellular component: nucleus. The coding region runs from base 203 to 5818 and encodes 1871 amino acids. Gene Ontology annotation, biological process: regulation of gene expression. The record is from RefSeq and is a predicted model, not a curated record.